GCUGGGUCUCAGCACCAGGACCUCUCCUGCCCUCCCACCUCCGCCCCAUGGUGCCCCUUCCAAGCACCCAGCUGCUCUAGGGCGUGAGAGGAGGGGGGGUCCGGAUGCUGACCCGCUCUCUGCGUCACCUGCUGGACGGGGGAGGCGACACGGGGGUGACGCUCCACGCCUUUCGAAGCCGGACCCCUGACUCGGAGCGGGGCCCCCCAACACCUGAACAGGCCCCGGUGACUCUGCGCGAAGAGGCGGAGGAGGGCGUCAUCUACACCGUGAGCUCCCGUUCGCCAGGGGGCGCCAGGCGCAGCGGGGACGCCGGGGAGCCGGCUGUUCCAGGCCACGCGGCUGCUGAGUCGGCGGUGUCCGGUUCCCCGGUUCCCCCACCGAGUCAGUCACGGGCCCUGAAGGCUGGAUCGCUGCCCCGGCUCGUCCAACACCUGCUGGAAGCCCCCACGCUCGGGGACACCUGCUACGUGCCGGCCUUCCUGGCAACCUACCGGACCUUCGCCACGGCCCCCGUGGUCCUGAAGCUGCUGCUGGACAGGCUCCAGGCAGUAGCUGGGCCGGGAUCGGACAUCACCCCAGAAACACCGGAGUUGCAGCGAGCCCUGGGAUCGUUGCUUUGCUCCUGGCUGGAUGGGUACCCGGGCGACUUUGCGGGGCUGGAGGCCAGCCUCCGCGCACAGCUGCUGUUCUGGCUGCGUUGGGCCCUGGGGGACGGAUCCGGGUCCGAGAAGAGCCUCGCUGCGUCCUCGAGGGGGAGAGACCCCCCAGCGGCUGAGGGGGAGCCGGAGGAAGACGAGGACCACCUCACGGAGGAGGGGGAACCCGACCCCCACUACAUCCUGGGCCUCCAGGCGGAGGACGUCGCCGCCCACCUCACCGCGCAGGACGCAGAGCUCUUCCUGCGCCUCGUCCCCCACGAGUGCCUGGGCUCGCUGUGGUCCCAGCGGGACAAAAAGGGCCACGAAGGCGCCUGCCCCACGGUCCGGGCCACGGUGGCCCAGUUCAACCUGGUGGCCAAAGCGGUCGUCUCCUCCUGCCUGGGGGACACGGGGCUGCGAGCCGCCCAGCGCGCCCGGCUCCUGGAGAAGUGGAUCCGCGUGGCGGAGGAAUGCUUCUGCCUGCGGAACUUCUCCUCGCUCUACGCCGUGGUCUCCGCCCUGCACUCCACCCCUCUGCACCGGCUGAAGAGGACCUGGGAAGAGACGUCCAGGGAGUCUCUCCGGUGCUACGAGGAGCUCAGCGCCAUCUGCUCGGAGAAGGACAACUACAGCCAAAGCCGGCGGCUCCUCUUUCAGGAAGGUUCUCCUCGUGGUGCCAGCAGUGACCCGAUCCAGCGGAGGCAGCAGCGGAGGGCGUUGGAGCAGCGCUCCACGGGCGUGGUCCCAUACCUGGGCACUUUCCUCAAGGACUUGGUGAUGCUGGAUGCGGCCACACGGAACCGGCUGCGGAACGGAUACAUUAAUUUUGAGAAGCACCGAAAGGAGUUUGAGAUCCUGACCCAGCUGCGCCUCCUGCAGGCCAAGUGCCGCAACUAUGCGCUGAAUCCGGACCGGACCCUCCAGCGGUGGCUGCAGCGUCUGCCCCACCUCAGCGAGGUCCAAGGCUACCAGCUAUCCUGUGCCAUCGAGCCCCCUGCAGAAGGAGGGACCCCCGCAAAACCCCCGAAGCCCACCUUGCUGAUCACGCACUGCACAGACCUCCUCACGUCGAUUGGGAUGAGCACCCAGGUUCCCUGGGAUGGACCCUGCUCCCCCCAGGCACCGCCAGACCUUCUGACGCCUUCAUCCGCCUCCUCCCAGGGGCCGUUGCGCUUGGCCCAGCACACGAAGUGGCCCUCGGUCUCGUCACUGGACACGGCUGCAGAGAACGCCCCUCCCCCCUCCCCCGAGGGCCUCGCCCCACCUCCGGCCACUGGGGGCACCUUCAUCAAGGGACACCGGCGCUCCGCUUCCUGUGGGUCGGCCUACCCCACGGCCCGCGACCCAGGGAGCGCCGCAGCGUCCGAGUGCCGCAUCAUUCGCGUGAGCAUGGCGCUGCAGAACGGCACCCUCUACAAGAGCAUCCUGGUCACGAGUCAAGACAAGGCUCCCGCCGUGAUCGUCAAGGUGCUGGAGAAACACAACCAGGAUCGGGGCCUGGCCCCCAAUUAUGAACUGGUGCAGCUUCUGCCAGAAGGGCGAGAGUUGGCCUUCCCACCUACAGCGAACGUGUUUUACGCCAUGAACAGCUCUUGCCUGGACUUCAUGCUGCGUCCCAAACGCCCGCAGGAGAAGCCGCCCCUCCCUCCGCCGCCCUCCCCCAGGAUCCCCACACCAAGAGGGGUAGAAAUCAGCGCUACUUUCCCAAAGAUCAAAGCCACCGGGCGCAAAAUUGCCAGGGCCCUCUUCUGAGAAAGAAACUGCCUCAAUGACUGCUUGGUGCUGCCGGCCACGUUGGCUUUGUGACUGUGAACUGG
Molecule: messenger RNA, 2458 nt
Organism: Elgaria multicarinata webbii
Lineage: Eukaryota; Metazoa; Chordata; Lepidosauria; Squamata; Anguidae
Gene: RGL2
Product: ral guanine nucleotide dissociation stimulator like 2
Biological process (GO): Ras protein signal transduction; positive regulation of GTPase activity
Cellular component (GO): plasma membrane
Molecular function (GO): guanyl-nucleotide exchange factor activity
Source: RefSeq, a predicted model, not a curated record